CAGUGUAGUUAAUGAGUCUGAGCAGGGAAGGGGAGUGGAGUGGAGUGGAGGUGUAUGGGCUGAAGUUCACUCUCAAAGUGGGAGCGAGAAAGGGCCGGAGAGAAUUUGCCGAGGAGAUACACACCCUCCACCAAGAAUCAGGUAAAUCCCAGGAGCUGAAGCUGGCACCAUGCCGCAAGUUCAAGUCAAAUCUGAGAUUCCAAAAGUCCUCAAUAAAACCAUCCCUGGCCUGCAGAUAUGGAGAGUGGAGAACAUGGAGCUGGUGCCGUUCCCCUCCAAAACAUAUGGCCACUUCUAUGAGGGAGACAGCUAUUUGAUACUCUUUACACACAAGACUAGCAGCUCCUUCUCCUAUGACAUCCAUUACUGGCUGGGCAAGUCCACCUCCAAUGAUGAGCAGGGGACGGCGGCCAUCUACGCCGUCAUGAUGGACGAGCAUCUGGGAGGCGUGGCCGUGCAGCACCGGGAGACGCAGGGCUCCGAGAGUGCCACCUUCCGAGGAUAUUUCAAACAGGGCAUUAUCUACAAGAAGGGAGGUGUGGCGUCUGGGAUGAAGCAGGUUGAGACUAACACGUACAACAUCCGCCGACUGAUGCAUGUCAAGGGGAAGAAGCAUGUUGUGGCUGGAGAGGUGGACCUAAGUUGGAGCAGUUUCAACAAGGGUGACGUGUUCCUGCUGGACCUGGGUAGCCUGAUCAUCCAGUGGAAUGGACCGAAGAGCAACCACAUGGAGAGACUGAAGGCGGUGAACCUGGCCAAGGACAUCCGUGACCGAGAGAGAGGAGGCAGAGCACAGGUGACCGUGGUGGAGGGAGAGGACGAGAAAAGCUCCGAGGAGGCCAUGAAACUCAUGAAGGAGGUCCUGGGCGAGAGGAAGGACAUCAAAGACCCCAUACCCGACAAGGUGGUCGAGGAGAAACUCAAGUCCAGCAUCAAGCUCUUUCAUAUUUCAGAUGCACAGGGGAACCUGGUAGUUCAGGAGGUAGCUGUGAAACCCCUUACGCAAGACCUGCUAAGGCAUGAAGACUGCUAUCUAUUAGACCAAGGUGGAAUAAGGAUCUUCAUCUGGAAAGGGAAGAAGGCCUCUAAGUUAGAGAGGUCUGAGUCUCUGGAUAAAGCAGAGGCCUACAAGAAGGCAAAAGGCUACCCUCUCUCCACUUACGUUGAGACCGUGAAUGAUGGGGCUGAGUCUGCCCUAUUCAAGCAACUUUUCCAGAAAUGGACUGUGAAGAACCAGACCUCUGGGCUCGGGACAACACACGCUCCUGGGAAAAUUGCCAAGGUGGAACAGAUCAAAUUUGAUGCCACAUCCAUGCAUGCCAGACCUGACCUGGCUGCACAGCAAAAGAUGGUUGAUGAUGGAACCGGUGAAGCACAGGUAUGGAGGAUAGAGGAUAGUGAGCUGGUCCCAGUGGACAGAAAGUGGCUGGGGCACUUCUAUGGUGGAGACUGCUACCUCAUCCUCUACGAAUAUGAAGUCGGCAGCAAAAAGCACUACAUACUCUAUAUGUGGCAGGGCCGUCACGCCAGCACGGCAGAGAUGACCGCCUGUGCAUACCAGUCUGUGGCCCUGGACCAGCAGUAUAAUGGAGAACCUGUCCAGGUGCGAGUGCCCAUGGGGAAAGAACCUAUGCACCUCAUGGCCAUGUUCAAGGGCAGGAUGGUCGUGUAUGAGGAAGGAAGUUCCAGAGCAGAUUACGCUGACGUCCAGUCGGCUGUGCGGCUCUUCCACAUUCACGGCACCAACGAGUUCAACACCCGGGCCAUCGAGGUGCCGGCUCGCUGCUCCAGUCUCAACUCCAAUGACGUGUUUGUGCUCAAGACUGAGAACUGCUGUUACCUGUGGUACGGCAAGGGAUGCAGUGGGGAUGAGAGAGAGAUGGGAAAAUCCCUGGCAGACAUCAUCUCCAGAAGGGAAAAGCAUGUCAUUGCAGAGGGCCAGGAACCAGCUGACUUCUGGGUGAAUCUGGGAGGGAAGUCCCAGUAUGCCAGCAGCAAAAGACUACAGGAGCAGAGUGACAACAUCACCCCACGCCUCUUCGAGUGUUCCACCCAGACAGGCACAUUUGAGGCCACAGAGAUCACAAACUUUAACCAGGAUGACCUGGAUGAGGAGGACGUCAUGCUGCUAGAUAUCUGGGAUCAGGUAUACUUGUGGAUUGGGAAAGGUGCCAGUCAGAAGGAGAAGGAGGAGGCAGUCGUCACUGCCCAAGAGUACCUGCGCAGCCACCCGGCUGGACGUGAUGUGGACACUCCCAUCCUGGUGGUCAAGCAGGGCUUUGAGCCGCCCACCUUCACUGGCUGGUUCCAUGCCUGGGAUUCUCAUGAGUGGAGCGGUGGAAAGUCCUAUGACCAGCUGAAGUCAGAGCUGGGAGACGCAACUAACAUCAUCCAGAUCUCAAUGGAGAAGACCACGACCACAACCAACAGCACCAACAGCCCCAACAAAGGGAAAUCCCCUGGCAUGCUGACUCCUACCACGAGGCCUGAAUUUCCUGCAGACAAGCUGCUGCACCUCCAGCCUGAGGAGCUGCCUGAGGGGGUGGAUCCCACAAGAAAGGAGGAACACCUCUCAAAUGAAGACUUCGCUUUGAUCCUGGGGGUGACUCGUAUGGAUUUUUACUCCAUGCCCAUAUGGAAGCAGAAGAAUCUGAAGAAGGAAAAGGGCCUGUUUUAGAGAGUCACAGUUUGUCUCGCAUUGUGAUGAGCACUCCUCAACUGUAACAUAAUUUGGUCUUUCAGACCAGCUUGUAAUUGGAAUGACACUAUUUAUGUGCCUGCUCUAUAGCAGAAAUUAUUUUUUUCAUUUUUCACUUAAUUCAUUAUAAAAUUCCAAGUCAAGAUUUACAUUUAAAGGGAAACCUCGGGAGUUUUCAACCUUUUACUUAGGACAAAAAUGAUCUAAAUCGGUCCAGUAUUGAGUUUGAACACUAAAACCGGCAACCGCAAAAUGGCUAUUAGCCACUGACAGGCUCAUCAAUGUCAUUAUAAGGGAAAUAACCCCUACAGAGAUAGAGCAUCUGUUUAGCCCAAUAACUGUAAAGAAACUGCAGAAAAUGACUGUAUAGUCAGUGUUCGACCCGUCUUUUCUUCCAGGCUAUAUGUGUUGUAUUUGAUUUUUUGCUUCAUUAAAUAAGUUAAAAUCAAAAACAUCAGUAGAAAUGAAUUAGCCCUUGCAAAUACAACCUAUGAGUAACAUCUAGCCUACAGUCGUCCUUAUUUGGGAAGUGUUUUAUUUUGACAUGAAUAGUAGGCCUUUUUCUUUUUAAUGUUCUUUCUACUAAUGAUCACCUGC
Molecule: messenger RNA, 3295 nt
Organism: Clupea harengus (Atlantic herring)
Lineage: Eukaryota; Metazoa; Chordata; Actinopteri; Clupeiformes; Clupeidae
Gene: vil1
Product: villin 1
Biological process (GO): actin filament severing; cytoskeleton organization; barbed-end actin filament capping
Cellular component (GO): lamellipodium; cytoplasm; actin cytoskeleton
Molecular function (GO): actin filament binding; phosphatidylinositol-4,5-bisphosphate binding
Source: RefSeq, a predicted model, not a curated record